CCUGUCCACGCAGCUGGGUCGCCAACAGGGACCCACAUUUCCUCACUUCACAGGCUCCUCUUCCUCCUCCUCCUCCUCCUCCAUCCAUCGAGCUGCAAACAUGGGCGAACCGAAAUGAGAUGCAGAGCAGCAGAGAAGCAUCGGAUUGAACCAUUUAAAUAGACAAGAAGAAGAAGAAGAGACUGCAGCCAGACGUAGACCAGCAUGCCGUUGGUGAAGAGGAACAUCGAGCCCCGGCACCUCUGCCGCGGGGCGUUGCCUGACGGGGUGACCAGUGAGCUGGAGUGUGUGACCAACAGCACUCUGGCAGCCAUCAUCAAACAGCUGGGCAGCCUCAGUCGCCAUGCAGAAGACAUUUUCGGAGAGCUGUUCAACGAGGCCAACAGCUUCUACCUGAGGAUGAGCAGCCUGCAGGAGAGGGUGGACCAGCUGGCCGUGAAGGUGACGCAGCUCGACUCCACCGUGGAGGAGGUCUCCCUGCAGGACAUCAACAUGAGGAAGGCCUUUAAGAGCAGCACCACCCAGGACCAGCAGGUGGUCUCCAGGUCCUCCGUCUCCAACCCCGUGGUGGAGAUGUACCAUCGCUGCGACAAACCCCCCCCACUCAACAUCCUCAGCUCCUACAGGGACGACAAGAAGGACGCCUUGAAGUUCUACACCGACCCCUCGUACUUCUUCAUCCUGUGGAAGGAGAAGAUGCUGCAGGCCACCGAGGACAAGCGCAAGGAGAAGAGGCGGCAGAAGGGCUGUCCGGCCCACCCUGACAGGCCCCACUCCAGACAGGCCCCACCCAGGAGCCCCCUGUCCAUCUCUGAGCAGCAGAAGCAGGUGGAGGACCCCAGCAGAGAGGUGAAGAAGGUGCGUAAGGCUCGUAACCGCCGUCAGGAGUGGAACGUCCUGGCCUACGACAAAGAGUUCAGACCAGACGCCCGCCUCACCCCCUCCCCCUACCACGGCAUGUCCUCAGAGGGGUCCCUGUCCCCUGAUAGCAGGUCGAUGACCUCUGACUCCUUCCCAGCGUCCCCCUCCCACCCCUCGACCCAGGUCCCGAGCACCGUGCACCCCCCCGACCACGGCCGGGAGCACCUCAGCGCCGCGGCCCAGACUCAGUCUCUGGACCGGAUCCUGCGGCCCCCCAGCGGGCCCCCGGGGGCCGUAGGAGCGGCCGCACCGGGGCGCCACGCCGCCUCUCUGGGCCGAACGCCUUCAGGAGCUCAGCCCGGAGGAGAACCGGCUGUUAACGGGCCGAGGCAGCCGUCCGUUAAAGAGUACCGGGCCGGGCACGGUGGUCAGCCCUCCACCAUCCCAGAGUACUACAUCCCCCCGGCCCCUCCCCCUCCCCCCCCCACCAUCCCCUCGGCUCAGACGGCCUUCGACUCUGCGGCGGCUGUUCCUCCCUCCGCCGUCCCCCCCUCCUCCUCCACCCUGUCCCGCCCUUACUCCCCCUCCCCUCCUCCUCCCCCGGCCAACUACGUGCCCUCCCCCUCCCACCCCCCCUCGGGCGCCCCCCCGGCCGCCCCCCCUCCCCCCCCACCAGGGGUCCCGACCGGGUACCACGCUCACCCGUCAUCGGGGGACGCGGCCAGGAAGGCCACCGCCAUGCUGGGGAUGAUCCCGAUGAGCGACGCCCGCUCAGACCUGCUGGCUGCCAUCCGUAGAGGCAUCCAGCUGAGGAAGGUGCAGGAGCAACGAGAGCAGGAGGCCAAGAGGGAGCCGGUCGGAAACGACGUGGCGACCAUCUUGUCACGCCGCAUCGCCGUGGAGUACAGCGAGUCCGACGACGACUCCGAGCUCGACGAGAACGAGUGGUCUGACUAAUAAAGUUUAAAAUAAAGGGAGACGGAGGGGUGGGGGGAUCACUGGGAGUAAAAAGGGGGGUGAAACAUUGAGACACUGAGGUGGUUAUGACGGGGGUUUGGUGAUUGUUCAUCAUUAACAUUUCAACAUUCUUACAGCAACAGGUAGAAGACGUAUAUUCUGCCUCCCAUGGUAAU
Molecule: messenger RNA, 1994 nt
Organism: Trematomus bernacchii (emerald rockcod)
Lineage: Eukaryota; Metazoa; Chordata; Actinopteri; Perciformes; Nototheniidae
Biological process (GO): actin cytoskeleton organization; positive regulation of Arp2/3 complex-mediated actin nucleation
Cellular component (GO): cytoskeleton
Molecular function (GO): protein kinase A regulatory subunit binding; actin binding; Arp2/3 complex binding
Source: RefSeq, a predicted model, not a curated record